Messenger RNA from Acromyrmex echinatior (Panamanian leafcutter ant), 1283 nucleotides. RefSeq names its product nose resistant to fluoxetine protein 6. Lineage: Eukaryota; Metazoa; Arthropoda; Insecta; Hymenoptera; Formicidae. The record is from RefSeq and is a predicted model, not a curated record. Gene Ontology annotation, molecular function: acyltransferase activity, transferring groups other than amino-acyl groups.
UAAAACACGUACAGUUAGUUUAUGAAAAAUAAGGGAUUAUCGCUUUAGAAGACUUGUGUCAGUAUCAGUUUCUCUUCAUUCUUUCUUCUACAUUUAAAAUUGGCAUAUUACAAAGUCAUAAGAUAUUGGUUUAUUAUUGACAAAAAUGUUUUUUAUUAGAUUGCUCUUUAUUCAAGAUGUUAUGUUCGAAUGAUGCAGUGCACGUAAAGUGAAGGGGCUCCGCCAGGACGAAGAAGUCGCGGGGAGGACGUUUUGCACUAUAUAAAUCCUCUAACUUCUAUAUAUAAACUAGUCUUGGCCCAGUCGUCGAAUCUGGCUGUUCAAAAUUAAUCUGCAUUAUACAAAUCAAAUAUUCUCUAAUAAAACAUUACACUAACGUUUGCACGGACAAAGUUAAUAAACAAUGCAUUUUUAAUAUAUUACUCAUUGGGAUAAACGUGUCUUCUUUAUCUCGGCGAAGAACAUAAUUCUAGAUCUGCGCAUUAAUGAAAUUCUUUACAUGAGCAAAAAAUUCUUUACACUUCAUCCUAUUGUAUUUCUGAAAUUGAUCACUUCAUAAUCGAUAUCGAUAUAGACCACAGUUUGUAUUAACGGGGAAGUAAAAGUGAUUCUAAUUUUUGGAUUCAAAGUAUGCAUUAUGUCACGUUUAUUUCGUAUAUCUGCCAUUUCGCCACUUUAUUCUGCGUUUCUGCACAAUUUCGCAGUUGUAACGACAACAAUAUUCAUUUAUUACCCGCCUACGCCAUUGCCUCGAGAGCUAGUCUUCUUGGUUCGGCAACAUGUGCAACGGAAUUACGAGCUUUCCUAGACGCUGUCGAUCAACGGAUACUGUGGGGUUUAAAAACAUUGGAUUCUAGUGGCGAACUCAAAUCAGGUUUCCUUUAUGGAAAUAAUUUUUGGCUGGGCAGUCGUAGUCAAUGCCUCGAUAUAAUGAACAAGACUCCCAUCGAGUUCGCAAGACAAUACAUGUUAAAUAACACACGAUACCGCGAUCCGCAGGAUGAGUUUCCACCUUUCCAACUGAAUUAUUUCGUUGCUUACAUCAGACACAACAGUACUCUUCAGUAUCACAUCAAUAUGUUUGAUGAAGAUCUGAUUACGCUCGGCCUCUGUUUGCCCGCAUCCUGUUCCACGAAUAAUAUAAGUUUCAUUCUAGAAGGAAUAUUUCGAGAUAGAAUUCUUUUAAUCAAUGAUCUCUAUUUCGUGGACUUCAAUCUGAUCCAGAUAAAAAACUUAAAGGAUAAUCACCAAUGGUUGUUAAAUGGUGCAAUACCUUUCAUAUG